UCUUCGUGUUGGGUAGGUUGCGCAUGCAUUCGCUGCCGGAAAAUGCAGUAAAUAAACUUGAACCAGCAACAAUAGCGUAUCGCCCCGCUGCUAACGGUACGUGCUUCUCGUUAUCGUGGAGAAAAGUUGUGCGUGAAAGUUGGAAAAUAGUGGAAUACUAUCGUGAUCAAAACAGGUCACGGCGAUCAGGUGCUUAUUUCCCUGGCUUCCACAAUUUUUGAAAAGAUCGAAAAUGUAAUGAACGAAUGUUGAAUCGUGUCGUGUGUGUAAUUAUAAGUGUGUUUUAGCUUUUUUUUGUCCGUAGCAAUAAGAAGCGUGUAAUUAUGUUACUAAUGGAUGUGCAAUAAUGUUCAGCAGCAUCGAUAAAUUGUAACAGUCAAACCACAGAAGAGAAAUUUGUGCAACUCUUCCCGGUGCAGGCGUAUUCCGUAGAGCAGUUAGCAAGUGCGCGGAGUGUUAAUGUUGAUGUUUAUUUAGUGCUUGUGUAUGUGCGUUCCUCACAUCUCCAUUUGUGUGAGAUAAGUGAAUAAGGGGAAGAAAGUGUGCAAAUUAAAAUGUCCGUUGUCAGCUUAAAUAGAAUGUUUCGGGGGAAGCUUCGCACGAAUACCUGCCGAAUCGUAGUGCUGACUUCACUCGUGUGGCUGUUGAUCGAUGUGAUACUGAUAGUAAAAUAUGCCGACUGUCCCAGUACGGGUGUUGGUUCAAGCUGGCUUUGCAAGCGAAACAGUGGAACUUAUGACGUCGAGGUACCACAUGCAGCGCGACAGUCACAGCAGCAACGGCGAGCGGCGGCUCCCGAGGACGACGAUCCCAUCGUCGAUGUGGAGGAGAUUGACACGAACUCGAACAACUUUGGUGACCCGGGCGGCUAUGGUGGCGGGGGUGGAGGCAGCCAUGAUGCUGACAGUUCAAUGCCCCGCACGUACCGGCCACAGGAGCUAAAGAAAUGGCGACCGGCACCAACGGUCGGCGAAAAUUACGGUCGACCCGGUGAAAUGGGUAAACCAGUUAAAAUUCCGUCUAACCAGCAGGAGCUGAUGAAGGAAAAGUUCAAAGAGAAUCAAUUCAAUCUCCUCGCCAGUGACAUGAUCUGGUUGAAUCGAUCGCUCACCGAUGUACGCCAUCACGACUGUAAAAAGAAACACUAUUCUGCGAAGCUGCCAACGACCUCGAUUGUGAUUGUGUUCCACAACGAAGCCUGGAGCACGCUGCUCCGUACGAUAUGGAGUGUAAUAAAUCGGUCACCCCGACCAUUGCUAAAGGAAAUCAUCCUCGUCGAUGACGCCAGCGAGCGGGAACAUUUGGGCCGCCAGCUGGAAGAGUACGUCCGUACGCUGCCCGUGCCAACGUUCGUCCUGCGGACCGGGAAACGAUCCGGUCUGAUCCGUGCCAGACUGCUCGGUGCCAAACACGUCAAGGGACAAGUGAUCACAUUCCUGGACGCGCACUGCGAGUGUACGGAGGGCUGGCUGGAGCCACUGUUGGCGCGUAUCGUAUUGGACCGUAAGACGGUCGUUUGUCCCAUCAUCGACGUGAUAUCGGACGAAACGUUCGAGUACGUGACGGCGUCCGACCAGACGUGGGGUGGAUUUAACUGGAAGCUAAACUUCCGUUGGUAUCGUGUCCCAGCACGGGAAAUGCAACGACGCAAUCACGACCGAACAGCACCGCUGCGGACGCCAACGAUGGCAGGCGGGCUGUUUUCUAUCGAUCGGGACUAUUUCUACGAAAUCGGCUCGUACGACGAGGGUAUGGACAUUUGGGGUGGUGAAAAUCUGGAAAUGUCUUUCCGGAUAUGGCAAUGUGGUGGCAUCCUCGAGAUUGCACCCUGCUCGCACGUUGGCCAUGUGUUCCGGGACAAAUCACCGUACACUUUCCCCGGUGGCGUAGCAAAUAUUGUGCUGAAAAAUGCAGCACGCGUCGCCGAGGUGUGGCUAGAUGAGUGGAAAGAGUUUUACUAUCAAAUGAGUCCAGGUGCUCGGAAAGCAUCCGCUGGGGAUGUCAGCGAGCGGAGGGCCCUUCGGGAGCGGCUAAAGUGCAAGAGCUUCCGCUGGUACCUGGAAAACAUCUAUCCAGAAAGUCAGAUGCCACUGGAUUACUAUUUCCUUGGAGAGAUUCGCAAUGCAGAUUCACGUAACUGUCUCGAUACGAUGGGUCGUAAGUCAAAUGAAAAAAUUGGCAGCAGCUACUGUCACGGUUUGGGCGGUAACCAAGUGUUUGCGUACACCAAACGGCACCAGAUCAUGUCGGACGAUAAUUGUCUCGAUGCAUCAAACGCCCUCGGGCCGGUUAAUUUGGUCCGGUGUCACGGAAUGGGCGGUAAUCAGGAAUGGAUAUACGAUGACGAGGAAAAGACUAUCAAGCACGUUAACAGUGGUAACUGUUUAACGCGUGCCACUGUCGAGGACCCAUCAACACCGCUGUUACGACCGUGCAACUACUCCCUCGGUCAACAGUGGUUAAUGCAGUCCAAGUUCAAGUGGCAAGCACACAGCGACAAUCGUAUCGGUGAGGACAGAUAAAACGCACUGUACCGUGUUCGAUCCGGUACCGGGGCUGUUGGUCCCCUCGGUCAGCGGCAGCCCGGCUCUAUCGAACGCUAUGGAAAUAUUAUCGGUAGUAUCAGCGGCAGUAGCAAGAGUAGCAGCAGUAACAGCAGUAGUAACCACAGAUAUCAAGCAACUAUCAAGCGUCUGCACAUGGGUACCGGAGUAAUGCCAAUCCGUUGAGUUGGAAACCAACCUUCACCGACCUGUCGGUCGAUCAACUGUAGCGUAUCGUGUAAAAUAUGAACGGAAAGAUACGACGAACACGAACUCGUCUUGCCAUUCGUAUCGGUGUUCCUGAUGCAACACACGUGUACACACUAGACAGAGAGAACAAGUAUGUCGUAAGAGAAUGACAGGAGUACCUUCCCCAGCAACUGAGCUCAGCCCCCCAGUCCGGCUGAGCUCAUCGAACACAGAAGCGCUCAGUUUGGGGGAAACUGCACUAAAUUGAGGUAUUGCAUUUGGCAUAUGCUUCUAAAAGAAUUCCAUAAUAAUUGUAGCAUAAUUUUAUCACAUCCCACUAUACUAUAGUUUAGUUUGUGGUCUACGUAAAGCACUGGUGUUUUUUUUUAACGGUCCAAUUGUUAUAGUUUGUCACAGUAAUUGUUUGUUCGACGAUGUUCCUUAACCGGGCUCGUUGAAGCCGGUAAUGCACCGCAUUUUGAGUUAUUUAGAUCUUAACAACACUUUGCAAAACUGUUGUUUGAGCAUGUUUCUUGACUGUGGGUUACAUUAUUAACCUUCGAGCCAUAUUGCGCGAUGUUCCUGAACAAGCACAUCGGUUUUUUUCAUGCGUGGUAAUAAAAAUCAACUAUUGCUGUCGAAUCGUUUGUCAAAACUCACGAAACAUGUUUUAAAGCAUUCAAAUCAAAGGUAAUGGUUAGUUGAUGGUUAUAAAACUAAGUUCAUAAAGUAUAUUGACUGUUUAUUAUUCUUCGAAAAGGUUAAAUUCCCUCCACAACAAAACAUAUCAGUUGAUAUUGAAACAGAAACCGGUCUCAAAUCUUUGUCUUCAAGAUUAGAUUGGAGCAUCAACACCAUUUGGAGUUCAAAGUUUUGUCCGAUUGUAGUACAAUAUAGUUGCCCGUUAAAAGUUGUGUAAUUUUCACAAAAAAAAAUAAUACGUUUCAAAUUUAGUUUCUUUUUGUUUUCUUGUUAACAUCUAACUGGAGAGAAAACUCGUGAAAAACUGUAACAAAACCCGUAAAAGCUGGACCAUUCGCAUUUAGAAAACAUAGAGUGAAUGUUUAUCCAAUACGAUAUACCAAUGCAAAGAAGAGGAUGUCAAUAGCAAUAGAGUAAUAAUUGUUUACCAUUACAUAAAGACACUCGGCAAAACAGAAUGGCAGAAACUGUAUGGAAUUGUUUAAUGCUGCUUCGAAACUUCGCUUCUUCGUAAACGAUCACGCGCAGGUAUGUAAGUAAAAAAAGUGCUGCAAAGAAAAAAUCAAUCUUGUACAUAAACAUAAAAAAACCAGCGAAGCGGUACGGAAGUAAAUAGUAGAAGGGAAAAAACACCUAAAAUAGUGAUGUGAAGGAGAAAUAGAAGAUACAUCGCUAACAGCGGGCAAAAAGAUAUCAUUUAUUUGUAGUAGGUUGAAGAUCCUUUAAAAUAAUCUUUAACAAUAACAAAACAAGAGAGCAAAGAUCGGUUCUUGUUAAAAGUAAAGCUGAAAAAAAAAAUCGGUACGGUAUGUAGAACAAUACGAUGAAAGUAGAACAAACGUGAUCAAGACGCGUAAGCAUUAGUGUAUAAGUAUCGCAUGAAAAAGAAAUGUGAAUGUGAAACACAAAACAUAGCGACAAGAGGAAGAAGAAAAAAAAAACAACAACAGAGAACGUGCUCACGAUCGUAACAGAAUGAUAUAUAUAGGUAUAGUAAUUUGUAAAAAGAGAUAUUAAGAAAAGACUUGUCGUGAAGGGAAAGAGGGUGCAAGUAUCAAAACAAACAAAAUCAAGCACACAAAGUGGCGCACAAUCGAUUCUACCAAUAUUGUAUUGUAUUGGUUUAACGCAAGUAAAUGGCGUCCCACACACAAAGGGGACACAAAACCCUUAUCCCGAACAAAACUGCCGUUAAGGCAGGAUAGCAAAAUGAAGAACGCAUAGCAUUCACAGUUUUAAGGGACAUGUAAAACAAUCAAUGAUUUAACGUUCGUUGGUUUUAAUUCUUCCAUUCGGUUUUAUGUUCUACCUUAACUUACAAACACACCGGAGGUCGUUUUUUUGCCACGGACCGACUACCGACGGUUAUGUUACGCAGCACAAAAAGUUUGCGCGCGAAUCCAUUUUAUGCGAUAUUAUAUUGUACGCGUGAUCUUGGAACAACCUAAGUCGGUUCUCUAUUGACAUUUACAAGCUAAACGGAAUCAUCACCUCAUGGGGGAAAACGUGUAAAUUGAUUCGUUAGAAAGAUCGAUAAAAGAACAGUCCUAACAUUAAGGGGUAAAGUGAAACGAUUGAUUGCUUUGUUUUUUAAGUUCGGUUCGAUGUUAUUUGCAAUUGCGGGUAGAAGAAUGGGAAGUAUCAGUUUUAAUGUGCGGUUCACUCGCUCACUCGCUUUUAUAUGGUUUGUGCUUUAGGGUUAGUGUUUUAUUUGCAAGCAAAACGUUGCUUGUGUCUCCGAAAGCCUCUCCGAUGAGGAAGCAAGCAAGAGACAGAGAGAGAUAGAGAUAGAGAACGUGAUUCGGUUAGCAUUGUGCAACGUUAUCAUCGCUUGUACAAGUUCUGUUUCAUCUGUUUUUUGUUCUCAACUUACUACUAUUGCUUUUAUUUUAUUAUGUCUAUGUCUUAUUCUUCAGGGUGAUGGUGUGCAAUUUAUUAAUGUAAGCAAAACAUUUGUUUUUUUUUUUAAAGCGCAAUUUCAAUUUUUACAUAACUUUAUGUUUUCUUUGGUGCCGUUCACCAUGUCCAAAGCGACCGUGGUAAUUGGCUGCAAUAAUGUUUAUACUAUUUAGACUGUGCGUCUUGCGUGAGGGAUGUAUGGAACAGCUGCAUAGGAUGGCAUAGGUCCUACUAAUCAUAACUAUUGUUUGUCUAAUUUUUAAGAACCGAUCCGAUGUCCGGAUAGGAUGUGUGUAGGUUAACAAUCAAAAACCCCACGUUUUUUUUUUGCUCCUCUCUUAAGUUAGCUAUGCUUACUGAUACGGCAUAAAUCAACACAGGAAAAGCUUCAGAUUUUCAGUAUUAAAUAUUAAAACAAACACACACACACACCAAUGCCGGUGCUGCUUUACAAUGCGUAAAAUUGAACUUAAGCCCGAUUGUGUUCGGGAACGAUUAGUAUAUCCACCGAUACAUUCCCUUACGAAACCGAUAGCAGCCAGUACUGGCCUACAAACUCAUAGCAUUGCAUUAACUGUAAUUUCUUUUGCACUUAUCACACACGCGUAUUUACAUGCUGCUUAUUAGCUUCGUUUGGUAAUACAUGCCAGCCAGCCAGCCAACCAUCAGAUUUCCGUUACUCAGAUGCAAGAAUGUGGCUGUUUUUUUUACAACACAAUAAGCAGUAGCAGCAGCAGCAGUAUACUUUUUAAGUGUAAAACAUAAAAUGCAAAACAAACAAAAAAAAACCGGUCCAAAAUUAUUUAGAAAAUAGCGAAAGAAGAGACAAACGGGGAUUUUCAUGCAGAGGAGAUCGAUGGAAACGACAUCAUCAAACACAAAAAGACCAACUACUAGUAGCAUAGACAAAUGAAAGGAAAGUAAACAAAAAAAAACAUAAAAACAAAUAAAUCAAUCACGGCAUAUCAUCUAGAACGAGUUGAUGUUCUGUUACGUACAUCGGAUGGAUUUGAUUGAUAAGCGGAUGUGAUUAGGAAUGGGAGAUGUGGCUGGAAGGAAUGAUAUAACAAAUAACAGAAAAUACAAUACCCCUUGUACCGUGUGUGCAUAUGUGUGAAGAUAUUGAAAGAUUAAUGACAAUUUUAGUCAACUAAUCAACCUUCCAAUUUGAUUGUAACAAUUUCUGUGUAGAGACGGUAUUGAGACGGACCUUCCAUUUUCUUUCUAACUCAUAGUAUGAAUUUAUUACAACCGUUGUUUUCUCUCUGUUUUUUUGUUUUUGUUUUUCUCAUCAAAUGCGCGUCCUGUUUAUUACCAUUUCGUUAAAGAAGAGUAACGAAUGUGAAAGGAAUGUUGUAACGUAAAAAGAAAAGGAAACUUGUGUAACAUGAAAUGAAAAGCAAAAAACAAAACACAAACAAAGACUAUAAAAUUGUGCGCGUCCCCGUUAAAAAGCUCCUGAUAAGAUACGAAAUUUUUGUGCUGGUUCUGCACGUUGAAGAAGAAUGUACGCCGUGUUGUUGUAUGUUCCUUCUUGGAGUGUUUCGUUUCGUUUCGUUUUUUUUGCGUUAACUAUAAGACAACCAGAGUGGAACAGAACCAGAAAAGAGAAACUUUGCAUUCAAAGAGAGAGAGAGAGAGA
Molecule: messenger RNA, 6975 nt
Organism: Anopheles funestus (African malaria mosquito)
Lineage: Eukaryota; Metazoa; Arthropoda; Insecta; Diptera; Culicidae
Gene: Pgant5
Product: polypeptide N-acetylgalactosaminyltransferase 5
Exons: 11
Coding region: 555-2522 (655 amino acids)
Cellular component (GO): Golgi apparatus
Source: RefSeq, a predicted model, not a curated record